UGCCGCGGAUCAGGAAGACGCGGCUCCCCGCGGCCUCGACCCGGCAGCCGGAGCCGUGCUGUUCCCUCGGGACAUCCAGUGGCCCAGAGCGAGGGACCUCCGUCCCCGGUUCUCUUCGCGGUCCUGGGACGCGCACGUGCGCAGAGGCACUCAUGCUCCUUAAGCAUGUGGGCAUCCCCGCCUGCUCCCAGCGGCUGCUCGCACCCUUCUGCACCGAAGGAGCUGGCCCUUUGACUUCCGGAAAACAAAACCCAGAGCGGAUGCUGCAAGCUGGGCUGAGAUCUGAGUCUCUCUUCCCCACGCAUGGCCACGGGAAGAGCAUCCAGCUGCGUCAGGCCGUUCGGUGCAGCGUGGCGGCAUGAUCUGGGUGGCCACCCAGCAGCCUGUGCGCAGCCCACAAGCAGGUCCUCGGGCAGCCAUGCCAGGUUCGCUUGCUUCCUCCGGGCUCCCAGCAGCCUGGCCAAGCCCCCGCCGGCUGUGCUGCUGCUCCUGCCCCGCAGGCGUCUCCCCCUGGGCCGGGUGGCAGCCCUGUGGGCAGGCCCAGCCCUAGCCGGCCUGGGGGCCCACUUCUCCCGCAGAGUCUUCUGCCAGGAGGCACAAGGGCCGGAAGUGGUUUGCGUCCCUCCGCCAGCGGAGAAGGAGCCAGAGUUCGACUGGGCCCUGCUCUGGAGGUUCCUGCGUCCGGAGCUGCUGGCUCUGACUGCGGCUGUCCUGUCUGCGCUGGGAGCUGCUCUCCUCAACGUUCAGAUCCCGCUGCUCCUGGGCCAGAUGGUGAACGUGGUGGCCCAGCACAUGCGCGUGGGGGAUUACCUGCGUGCGGUGCGCGAGCCAGCCCUGCGCCUGCUGAGCAUCUACGGCCUGCAGGGCUUCCUGACCUUCGGGUACCUGCUGCUGCUCUCGCGGAUCGGGGAGAAGGUGGCCAACAACAUGCGCACGCAGCUGUUUGCGUCCUUGCUCAGGCGGGAAGUGUCCUUCUUCGAUGCCACUCAGACGGGGCAGUUGGUAAAUCGCCUGACGGCCGACGUCCAGGAGUUCAAGUCCUCCUUUAAGCUGGUCAUCUCUCAGGGCCUGCGCAGCCUCACGCAGACGGUGGGCUGCUUCGUGUCCCUCUACAUCAUCUCGCCCAAGCUGACCGGGCUGCUGGUGGUGGUGAUGCCGUUCCUGGUCGGAAUCGGGGCCUUCAUCGGCUCCUCCCUGCGCAAGCUUUCACGCAGAGCCCAAGAACAGGUGGCCAAGGCCACGGCCGUGGCAGACGAGGCUCUGGGCAACGUCCGGACGGUGCGGGCCUUCGCCAUGGAGAGCAAGGAGAUGGAGCGAUAUUCAGCCGAGGUCGAUCACUCGAGCCGCCUCAACAUGAGCCUGGGGCUGGGCAUCGCCUUCUUCCAGGGACUCUCCAACGUGGCCCUGAACUGCGUCGUGCUGGGCACCAUCUUUGUCGGCGGCUCCCUCAUGGCCGGGUCAGAGAUGACUCCCGGAGGCCUGAUGUCCUUCCUGGUCUCCUCGCAGACAGUGCAGAGGUCAAUGGCCAGCAUCUCCAUCCUGUUCGGGCAGGUGCUGCGGGGCAUGAGUGCCGGGGCCCGCGUCUUUGAGUUCAUGGCCCUGCUCCCGGAGACCCCCGUGUGCGAGAGGGAGCAGCUUGCGUGCAGCUUGCUGAGCGGGCGCGUCGAGUUCCAAGGCGUCUGCUUCAGUUACCCCACGCGGCCCGGCUGCCCAGUGCUGCGAGACUUCAGCCUCGCCAUCCCCGCGAACAAGACGGUGGCCAUCGUGGGACCGUCCGGCGGAGGCAAGUCCACGGUGGCAGCCCUCCUGGAGCGGUUCUACGAGCCGACCGAAGGGGCCAUCCUCCUGGACGGGCGCGACAUUUGCACUCUCGACCCCACUUGGCUCCGUGGGGAGAUCAUCGGCUUCAUCAACCAGGAACCGGUGCUGUUCAGCACGAGCAUCAUGGAGAACAUCCGCUUCGGCAAGCCGUGUGCCACCGACGCCGAGAUCUAUGCCGCCGCUCGCCUCGCCAACGCGGACGAGUUUAUUCGGAGCUUUCCCAAUGGCUACAACACCGUUGUGGGUGAGCGCGGGGUGACCUUGUCUGGCGGGCAGAAGCAGCGCGUGGCCAUCGCCCGGGCGCUCAUCAAGAACCCCAAGGUGCUGAUCCUGGACGAGGCCACAAGCGCCCUGGACGCGGAGUCGGAGCACGUGGUGCAGCAGGCGCUGGACAGGGCGGUGGCCGGCCGCACCGUGCUGGUCAUCGCCCACCGUCUCAGCACAGUGCAGGGUGCCGACCUCAUCGUGGUGCUCGCCAGGGGCCGUGUGGCGGAGGCCGGAACACACGCCGAGCUGAUGCGGAAGGGCGGCCUCUACGCGGAGCUGAUCCGACGCCAGACCAGAGACGCUGCCUGACGGGGCAGGCCAGCCGCCGAGGAGCCCCCGGGUGGUUCGUGGAGCAGGGCGAGGCCCGGAGCGGCUGCCGGGCGCCCCCGUUUGUUCUCCAGACCCCAGCAGAGCGUCGCCUGUUUACCCCGAGUUGUCGAAUACAGCAUGUCGUGUUUGGA
This is a messenger RNA of Varanus komodoensis (Komodo dragon), 2549 nucleotides long. RefSeq names its product ATP binding cassette subfamily B member 8 (gene ABCB8). Gene Ontology annotation, molecular function: ABC-type oligopeptide transporter activity; ATP binding; ATP hydrolysis activity. Lineage: Eukaryota; Metazoa; Chordata; Lepidosauria; Squamata; Varanidae. Gene Ontology annotation, biological process: transmembrane transport. The record is from RefSeq and is a predicted model, not a curated record. Gene Ontology annotation, cellular component: membrane. The transcript is spliced from 16 exons. Bases 304 to 2397 code for a protein of 697 amino acids.